AUGUCAGUCUCUCCGCCAAUACACCAGCAGCGUCAACCGUCAGCCUCACCAGACAGAUCUACACGGAGCGAGCAGGAAUUCUCUGAUGAACCAUGGAAAUCUCUGGCAAAGAUCAUCCGUGAUGUCGGACCGACCCUAUCACCAGAUGAGGAGCUAGGAAGUUUAGCAGCUGCUGAGGCCGCUGUGAUAGCCAAGGAUACGGAGAGGAAUGCAGUGGUAGAUGAGACCAGGAAUGAGCUAAGGCAAUCAAGUCGUCAAUUGGCUCAAGCAUCCGCAGCAGCUCAGAGACCAUCAUCUCACCCUACAGCGAUGGAACACGAAGAACAAGUACGACAAUUGGAGCAAAAACAAUACUCUGUGGGUAAACAGCUGAACGAAGAACAGUCAGUGGUAUCGAAGAAAGAAGCGGAAUUGGGUAAAUUGAAAUUGGAGAAACAGGAGGUGGAGAAGAUAAAUAUAGGUGAAGAUGAUGAGGAUGGUCAGAGUGAUUGGAUGGAUGGGAAGAUAAUACGACUCAAGAUACUAUCAGAAAGCGGAUUCAGCUUGGUACCUUCGAAAGACAACAAAACGGCAAGUAAGAUACUGAUCAGGAACGAUCUCAAAGAUGAUAUUCAUACAGUACCUAUAGACAAUUCUCGAUCGAAAACAAAUACCGCUAAUUUGAUAUGGAGUUUAGCGAGUGAAGGUAUAUAG
Messenger RNA from Kwoniella botswanensis, 693 nucleotides. RefSeq lists its product as uncharacterized. The transcript is spliced from 5 exons. Lineage: Eukaryota; Fungi; Basidiomycota; Tremellomycetes; Tremellales; Cryptococcaceae. The record is from RefSeq and is a predicted model, not a curated record. Gene Ontology annotation, molecular function: microtubule binding. Gene Ontology annotation, cellular component: Ndc80 complex. Gene Ontology annotation, biological process: chromosome segregation. The coding region runs from base 1 to 693 and encodes 230 amino acids.